Messenger RNA from Copidosoma floridanum, 1396 nucleotides. RefSeq names its product tubulin epsilon chain. Gene Ontology annotation, cellular component: microtubule. NCBI's taxonomy places the organism in Eukaryota, Metazoa, Arthropoda, Insecta, Hymenoptera, Encyrtidae. Gene Ontology annotation, molecular function: GTP binding. The record is from RefSeq and is a predicted model, not a curated record. Gene Ontology annotation, biological process: microtubule-based process.
AAUCAGAUUGGCUCUGCUCUAUGGACACUUAUUUUACAUGAGUAUGGAAUACAGACCCCAGAGAGUGCAAUUAACUUACUUACGUUUCACAAAAACAGUAAAAAGAAAUAUGAAAAGUUUUAUGAAGCUUUCAACAGUUUUUUUUACUUGCCAGAUUAUGUGGAUUAUAACAAUUAUACUAAUUUGUCAGACUUGGAGGCUUCUGCAGUUAAAGCAAGGGCCAUAUUAGUUGAUAUGGAAGAUAGUGUAGUUGGGAGAAUCAAACAAGGUCCAUUUCGCAAUUUGUUUGAUCAAACAUGCACAGUUACUAAUUAUCUAGGAUCUGGAAAUAAUUGGGCAGUAGGUUAUCAUACUCAUGGUGCAGCUUAUAAUAGUCAAUUAGAGGAGGCUAUAAGACUAAGUGUGGAAAAAUGUGACUGCCUGCAUGGAUUCUUGUUGAUUCAUUCCCUAGGUGGAGGCACUGGUUCUGGCUUAGGAACUGCAGUCUUAAAGCUUUUGGAUGAUUUUUAUCCUCAUGUUGACAGAUUUGAUUCCUGUAUAUAUCCUGCCAAUACACAAGAUGUUGUUACUUCUCCAUAUAAUGUUCUGUUGUCAACUAGGAAACUUAUUGAACAUGCAACUUGCGUAUUUCCAGCUGAAAAUCAAGCACUUCAAGAUAUGUGUAACGUAUAUAUGAACAACAAAUAUGAAAAUAUAGAUCAAAUAAAGUACAAUACCUUACGCCUACCGUUUCAAGAUAUGAACAGUAUCAUCGUAAAUAUGCUUCUUCAUUUAACAAGUGGCUCAAGAUUUCCAGGCUGUUUAAACACGGACAUGAACGAAUUAGCAACAAAUCUCGUUCCGUACCCUAAAUUACACUACAUCUUUUGUAGUGUGAGUCCAGUGGCAUUCACAGCUUCACAAACUUCUGUAACAAAUAUCAAGACAUUUCAAGAUGAAUUAUUCGUUAAUGCUUGGUCUCGAAAUAAUCAGUUAAUUAAAAUUGAUCCUUUGCAAACUGAAUCGCUAAUUAUUGGAACAGCACACAUUUAUCGAGGUGAUGCUUCCAUAACUGAUAUUAGAAAAAUCAUGAAAAGAUUUCAAGACAAGGCGAAGUUUACUACUUGGAGCAAGGAAGCCAUGAAAAUUGGAUUAUGUUCAGUUCCACAGGCAGGGCGUCAAGCAUCAUUAAUAUGUAUGAUUAACUCCACAGCUAUGUCUUUGCUUUUUAAAGAUACACUACAAAACUUCGAUCAACUAUACAGGAGGAAGGCUCAUAUACAUCACUAUUUGCAAGUAGAAAAUUUUGAAAAAGAAGACUUUAUUGAGAGCAAAGAAACAGUAGUAAAUGUGUUCAAUCAAUAUAAUAAAAUUCAAAGUGAAAGUCCUACUGUUUCUCGGUUAAAACUACAAUGAG